This is a messenger RNA of Adineta steineri, 3248 nucleotides long. The record is from the annotation of a GenBank genome assembly. NCBI's taxonomy places the organism in Eukaryota, Metazoa, Rotifera, Eurotatoria, Adinetida, Adinetidae.
AUGUGUUUUGAUCGACAAUAUUUAGCGAUUGAUAAUUUAUCAUUAGAAUUAUCGAUUGAAUUAAUAUUAACAUGUACAAAAAGUGAAAAUCUUCCAGCUGAUUUACGUGCAGCAUUUUGUCGUUUAAUGGUUCAUAUGCAUGUAAAUCGUGAUCCACAAGAAGAAGUAACACGUAUUAAAUAUGCAAGAUUAUGGAAUCAAGUUAAACCAGCUAUUUCAUUGAAUGAUUAUGAUCAAACAAUAAGUGGAUCACUUGAACCAACAGAAAAAAAUGAAAAUCGACCGAAAUUUGAAUCAACUAUGAAAUUUGUUGAAGAUUAUCUUAAAACUGUUGUUGAACAACCAAAUUCAUUUUCUGAUGUUGAACAAAAUAAAUUAACACAUGAAGUUGUUAAUUUAGCUCGUCGUUUGAUAUUUUUUGGUUUUUAUAGUUUUGAAGAUUUACUUAAAUUAACUCAAACACUUCUUGGAAUUCUCGAUACAAGUAAAGUUUUAUCAACAACUGUUCGCCCAUUACCAAUCGAACAAGUAACAGCAAUUGUAACAAAUAUAAAAUCAAAUAAAUAUGAUCAUGUUAUUUCAACUAAUAGUUCAUAUAAUGUUAAUGAUGUUGUAACUGAACAACAAAGUGAUGUACUUGAUGAUUUAGCAUAUGAAACAAAAAUGAAUGUUAUUGCUAUUCUGGAAUUUAUUCUUGAUAUUCGUCUUGAUUUUCGUAUUUCACGACUUAUAUCAAUUUUUAAACAAAAAUAUGAUCGUCUGGAACCGAAUAGUAAUUUCAUUGGCACAGAUUUACAAAUUGCUGAUAUUGAAUGUAUAUUUGAUAUGAAUUCAACACCUAUAAAUGAACCUAAUCUUGAUUUGGAUGAUGCAAAAGGAAAAAUAUUUCUUAAAGUUUUACUUAAUUUAAUCAUGCAUGAUUAUCAACCAUUAGUAUCACGUGCAUUAUCAUUACUUUUUCGACAUUUUAAUCAACGUAAAGAAACUUUACAACAUUUAAAUCAAGUACAAUUACUUGUUAGUGAAACAGAUAUUAAAAAUUAUAAACAAAUUAAACGUGAUUUGGAUCAAUUAAGAUUAUUUGUUGAAAAAUCUGAAUUAUGGGUUUAUAAAAAAGGAAAAGAUGGAACAUCACUAACAAGUGGUGGAAAUGAAACGAAUGCUGAUCAAGAUGAUAGAAAAGAUGAGGAAUUUGAAAUUAAGAAAUUGGCUAAUUCAUCGGGUUUGUCCGAUCCGGAUAUGGAUAUUAAUGGUCCUAAUGUAAGCGAAGAAUCAGCAUAUCGAUAUACAUCAAUAUUCCAGAUUCUUCGUCGAAUGAUGAAAUUAUGUGUUGUUGAGGGUAGUGAUGAAAAUCUAUAUGCUCGAGAAAAUGAACAACGUCUAUUAAGAAAUAUGGAUGUGCACGUCGUUGUACUUGACCUAUUAAAAAUUCCAUAUGAUAAAGCUGAAGAUACUCGAAUGAAUCAUAUAAUGAAAUUAGCACAUAAUCUUUUACAAUAUUUUUGCUAUGAUAAUCCAACCAAUCAAGCUAAAUUAUAUGAAUUAUAUUUCAAUGAUUAUCAACAAAUAUCUGAAGAACAAGAAGUUGAAACAUGUUGUUAUAUAUUUAUGAAUAAUAUUCCAUUAUGUAAAACAAUAACUGAAAAACAUAUUCAACAUUUCGUUCAUUUAAUUGAACUUCAUGGAAGAAAAGUUUUAUAUAUUAAAUUUCUACAAACAAUUGUCAAAGCGGAAAAUCAAUAUAUUAAAAAUUGUCAAGAUGUUGUUAUGGCAGAAUUAGUUAGUUCGGAUGAAGUAUUAAUGUUUUAUGAAAAAGGAAAUUUAGCAGAUCUUGUAGAACGUAUGCAAUCGGAAGAUGAACGUUCUGAUCCAAAUUCAUUAUUAAAUUAUCAUAUUCAACUUGUUCAUCUAUUAGCUAUGUGUACUGAAGGAAAAAAUGCAUCAACUGAAAUUAAAUGUCAUUCAUUAAUUGGUUUAGAUGAUCUUUGUUUAAUUGUUACACAUCCUGAUUGUAGUCCAGAAGUUAAAAAUGCGUAUAUUACUUUUUUGAAUCAUUGUUAUAUUGAUACAGAAGUUGAAAUGAAAGAAAUUUAUAAUAGUCAACAUAUUUAUACUUUAAUUGAAAAUUCAUUUUGUCCUGAUAUGGAAAAACUUAUAUCGAAACCAGCUGAACGUCGUAAUUUAGAAAAAUAUAUAUUAGAUACUGUAACUGAUUUAAUCAAUCAAUUUUUCAAUUCACCAUUUUUUGAACAAUCAUCAGCACCACAGCAUCGUAAUACAGUAUUGGUAUCAUUACAUAGUCAUUUGACUCGAUUAUUAGCUGUAUCAUGGUUGGUAUCAUCACAACGUGAACGUAUUGAUAGAUGUAUUCAUAUUUUAUCAUUAAUUGCUGAUCGUCGUGGUUUAAGUCAUUUUCUACGUUCAAAUCAUGCUUCUAUAACUGAAGUAACAAGUCGUUCACGACGUACAAGUCGUAGUCAAACAGCUGAUCGAAUGCAUAGUGUUGAACAUACAUAUGGUUCAGGACAAAAACAGGAUACGUCAGAAGAUGUUGAACAUAAACGUGUUAUUGAUAGUUUUGUGGAUUUUCUAUCUCAAGUUAGUGGAAGACUUAAUCCACUUGUUCAAGCUGAAGGUAGUGUCCUCGUCGACGUUAUUCGAGCACCAUUUGCACUCUUUCCUGAAACAAAUGAAUGUCGUUUUAAAUUUCUCUAUGGAACAUUCGUUCACAAAUUAAUACAGCAUGCAAAAUAUUUGCUUACACAAACCGAAGAAAGCCUGUGUUUGCGCAUAAUGCAUGCACUCAAAUCGAUGGUCAAGAAUAAUUAUGAAUUCGACUCAAGGGGACAUAGUUUAAGAUUAAAAUUAAUUCGAAGAUAUUUUUCUGAUGAUAAACAAUAUUUAAAAUCACUUCAUCAACCAUUAAAAGAAGAAGAUGCUCUUGAAAGAUUAAGAAUAACACAAAAUGAAUUAAAUAAACAAGGAGCGAGUGAUCUUGUUGUAGAGUUAUUUAUGAGUGAAUCACCAAUAAAUAUACUUGAAGAAAGUGUUAAUUUAGCUAUAGCAUUAUUAGAAGGUGGUAAUACAGAAGUUCAGACAAGUAUUUAUCGUCAUUUACAUGGAUCUGAAACAGCCUCGGAAAAAUUCUUUCAAGUUUUUUAUGAUAAAAUGUGUAUUGCACAAAAAACUCUUAAGAGUAUGCCAUCAACAUCACUUGAUAAUAAUCAAAAUAAUGAUGAUCUUGAUGA